CUCCGAGGCCUCCCUGCACAGCGCAGGGGAGCUGCAGUGAGAGGACAAAUCUGCGCUGGCUGGACUGGUCUCACUGUGAUUUAGGGCUGCAGUCUAUGGAGGGGCACACACCAGUGCUUAAUGCAAUCCAACAGCUAGUGUAGGAAACGGCUGAAGUCCCCGCUGCCGAGAUGAAGUAUAAGAAUCUUAUGGCAAAAGCAUUAUAUGACAAUGUCCCAGAGUGCGCUGAGGAGCUGGCCUUCCGCAAGGGAGAGAUUCUGACUGUCAUAGAGCAGAACACCGGAGGCCUGGAAGGAUGGUGGCUCUGCGCCUUACAUGGUCGGCAAGGCAUCGUCCCGGGCAACCGGGUGAAGCUUCUGAUUGGUUCUAUGCAGGAGCCUUCGUCCAGUAAAGACCAGACCACUUCUGGACUGAUGCACCAGAGCUUUGGCCAACAGAAACUGUAUCAAGUGUCAAAUUCACAGGGUGCCCCAAGAGACAAUAUCUACCAAGUGCCACCUUCCUACCAAAAUCAGGGAAUUUACCAAGUACCCACUGGCCAUGGUAUCCAGGAGCAAGAAGUAUAUCAAGUGCCACCAUCAGUGCAGCGAGGCAUUGAGGGAGCUAAUGGUCCCCAUUUAAGUAAAAAGGUGAUAACCCCUGUGAGGACAGACCAUGGCUAUGUGUACGAGUACCCAUCCAGACACCAAAAGGACGUCUACGAUAUUCCUCCUUCCCAUGCCAUUCAGGGGGUGUAUGACAUCCCUCCAUCAUCAGUGAAAGGCCCUAUGUUUUCCAUUCAAGUGGGAGAGAUAAAACCUCAAGGGGUAUAUGAUAUCCCUCCAACUAAAGGGAUGUAUGCCACUGCACCCUCUGCUUGCCAGGAUGAAGUAAGGCUUAGGGAAAAGGAGUAUGAUUUCCCACCGAUGAAACAAGCUGGAAGACUGGAAGUGAGACCUGAGGGAGUUUAUGACAUCCCCCCAACCAGCACCAAGUCAGUGGAGAAAGACCUUCACCUAAAAUAUAACUAUAAUGUUCUCGGAGCUGCUGAACAGUCACCACGAAGACAUCAAAACAUUUCCCUGAAGCAUCUGCCUCCACAGCUGGGGCAGGCAGCAGGGAGUCAGAAUGACGCAUACGAUAUCCCCCGAGGGGUUCAGUUCCUUGAACCACCAGCAGAAAUCAGUGGGAAAACAAAUCAUGAAGAAAGAGAUGGUGUCUAUGACGUUCCUCUACAUAACCCGGCAGAUGCCAAAGGUUCUCAGGAUGUGGUAGAUGGGAUCAACCGAUUAUCUUUCUCCAGCACAGGCAGCACCAGGAGUAACAUGUCCACAUCUUCCACCACCUCAAAAGAAUCUUCAUUGUCAGCAUCCCCAUCUCAGGACAAAAGGCUUUUGCUGGACCCAGACACAGCCAUUGAGAGACUUCAGUGGCUCCAGCAGACCCUGGAGUUGUGUGUCUCCAACCUAAUGGCCCUGGUGACCUCAGAAUGGCGUUGUUACAGAUACAUGGAGCGACACAUCAAUGAGAUACGCACCUUGGUAGACAAGGUGGAACAGUCCCUGAGGGACUACCUCCAUUUCACCAAGGGAGCUGUAGCAAAUGCUUCCUGCCUCCCAGAACUCAUCCUCCACAAUAAAAUGAAGCGGGAGCUCCAAAGAGUAGAAGAUUCCCACCAGAUUCUGAGUCAAACCAGCCAUGACUUAAAUGAGUGCAACUGGUCUCUGAAUAUCCUAGCUAGCAACAAGACCCAAAAUAAGUGUGAUGAUCUGGACCGGUUUGUGAUGGUGGCAAAGACGAUACCCGAUGAUACCAAGCAGCUCACUACAACCAUCAACAACAACACCGAGGCCCUCUUCAGAUUAACCUCUGGAAACUCCCGUGUGAAAAAUGGGCCUGAGAGCAAUAUGAACUCCACUGAGUACCCAAACACUGGUUCCCAGAUGCCACAUCUUAGGGACCACAAGGUCCAGACCCUCAACAAACCAGUGCCCCCAAGCUUGGGCAAGGACCACCUACCUGACUGCAGCAGCAGUGAUGGCUCUGAAAGGAGCUGGAUGGAUGAUUAUGACUAUGUCCACCUGCAGGGUAAGGAGGAGUUUGAGAGGCAACAGAAAGAGCUGUUGGAAAAAGAAAAUAUCAUAAAGCAGAACAAGAUGCAGCUGGAACAUCAUCAGCUAAGUCAGUUCCAGUUGUUGGAACAAGAAAUUACAAAACCCAUAGAGAACGACAUCUCCAAGUGGAAGCCGUCUCAGAACCUCCCAACUGCAAGCAGCAGAGUCGGUGCUCAGGACAGGCAGUUGCUCUGCUUCUAUCACGACCAGUGCAAGACCCAUUACAUUUCCCUUCUCAAUGCCACUGACGCUUUCUUCAGUUGUGUCAGCACAGCCCAGCCCCCAAGGAUCUUUGUAGCACACAGCAAGUUUGUCAUCCUAAGUGCACACAAACUGGUGUUCAUUGGAGACACGCUCACCAGGCAGGUUACUUCCCAGGACAUUCGCAACAGAGUCAUGAACUCUAGCAACCAGCUCUGUGAACAGCUCAAGAAUAUAGUUAUGGCAACCAAGACAGCUGCCCUCCAUUAUCCCAGUAGUACUGCCUUGCAGGAAAUGGUACAUCAAGUCACAGACCUGGCCAGAAACGCGAGGCAAUUCCAGGACUCUUUGUUGGACAUGGCAAUGUUCUGAGAAGAAAAGGAAACAGCACUGAGAUGACUAAAAGGAACUGGAAAUCUAAUCUGGUUUUUGUAAAUGUUAUCUAUUUUUGUACAUAUUUUAUAUGAAAAUGAAAUAUUUUAACAUUUUAUGAUUUAGAAAAUAUUAAUACAUUCAGGGAUAAGAAAGCAGAUUUUUUCCUGUGUGCUUAAGCAUGUGUAUACUUAGGCAUGUGAAUUGUAAACUGUAUAGAAACUUGUCCACGUGUGUGUGUAUCUGUGUAUUCAUGUAUGUAAGUGUAUUCAUGUAUGUAAAUGUUUGAUAAAUUCCAUUUAAAAACAUGUGUACCAAGCACCUUAGUAAGAACUUCCAAAUGCUGCAUUUUUUAAGAAAAUAUGCCAGCUACUUGGACUAUUGCUCUACUAGUGACACUUUUGAACCUGUCACUCCCAAGUGUGGUAAGCAUAGUAUAUUUGCAAGUAUUCACCUCCUAAUAAUGAGGCAAGGUAUUUGUUCUUACUUUGAAACACCUUCUAAAAUUGAGUAUACUGGGCAUAUCGUGGCAAAAUGCCUCAACUCUAGUUGAAAAACUCCUCUUACAGAGUAAGUUUCAAAAACUCCAAUGUUUUAGAUACUAGAGACAAGAAUACAUGUAGUUUGAGGUCAUGUUCCCAGCUAGGACUGAGUUGUUCCAACCCUGUAGGAUGCCAUGCAAAAAAAGAGAGCAUGGCUUUUUGAUAGGCUGCAUUUGGCCAUGAGGUUUCCCAAAGGAUGCUUUCAGAUUUGCAAAAUCAUAUUAUUUGCAGCAGGAAUUCAUAAAGACAUAUGAGACUAUAAUAAUCUACAAAAAGAAGGAAUGAUUGUCUACCUAUUGUAAAUAGACUUUAUUGCCUCAACCUUCACAUAGUGCUCCUAUCCUUAUUACCUGAGGGGAACUGCCUGGUUCUUUGGUCAUCUGCAUGUUAGAGCCACGAAACCACGUCUUAUUCCAAGAGAAGUCAUUGAUUGAGCUUGUACCCUCCUUAAAACAUGUAUGUGCGGACCCAGCAUUCAGGGCAACAGUACGGAUUCCAACCAAUCUUUACAACUCUGUCUGGCCUACAACUGCCAACACUAUCUCGCAGCCCAGAACAGCACCCAUUCACGUGUGUCCCUUUACACCUUUGGUGUUGACAUAGACACCACAAGCCUUCAGAUACAUCAUGGGGUAAAUGAAAUACUUCCAUCUGGUAGGUAAAUGUAUUCACAUAAUGCCGAGUCAAGAAUCAUGUUAUCUAUAGCCUUUUGGUAGUUAUAUGUAACAUUUUUAUUCCAGCCCUUUUGAAAAUAUUAUUUGUUAUACAUGCUUUGACUUAAUUAAUCUUGCCCAUUUUAAAGAAACAAGCUAUUGGAACAAGAAAGGAUAUAAGAGAAAAAAGAAUGUGUGAUCUCAAUAUGAUAAAAAAAAUCAGUAAAUUUAUGACAGAAAUUUUGAAAACAACCACUAUUAUAAUUCUUAAAGCUCUACUCUGGCAAAAGGAGAUGAUUAGUAGUAAGACAAGUCCAUGUUGGGAAGUAGGCAAUUGCUGAAAAUCAACUAUACUUGAAGAAGUGUAAAAGUGUGUCCUUGUAUAUUUUAUUGUAUAAUGUGUAUUUGUUAGAGAUGACGUAUUUGUUGUAAGUUAAGUGUUGAUAUUCACAUUUUUCAAAAUCAGUGUAUUCACUCUGUAUUGCUUUCUAUCCCAUCUUGUUUGUAGAAGACUAUUUUUAAAUCAUUAAAUGUUUAGGUUUUUUUUCAUAGCUAUUGGGUUUUCUUUUCUGUAUUUCUCUGUUUGUCACAGAAUUAAAUUUUGGCUUACAUUGGCACACCUAAUAUCAAAAAUUAAGUUAUGAUUAUUUAUCAGUACUGUAGAUCCUAAUUUUAUAGGAGAAACGAGGAUUUUUUUUAUCAUUUUGUGUAAUUUCAGAGUGUGUUUGCAUUUGAAGAAAUUGUGGGAACGGUGAACAUUACCAAACCCAAAUAUCUGGAAUAAGACUUCUCUUCACCAGAAAGUGUAUACAUUUAAGAGAUGGGUGGGAUGAAUUCUGUUACAUCAUAUGGGUGUUACCUUUCAUGUGAUUUUGGAUUCAAAGAGAAUUGCUCCAUUCAUUCUGGACUAGACAUAAAGAAUUAAAGCUGUGUUUGCUGAAAACAGGAGAAUUACAACCACAUACAUUUU
This is a messenger RNA of Talpa occidentalis (Iberian mole), 4831 nucleotides long. It is a transcript of the gene NEDD9, whose product is annotated as neural precursor cell expressed, developmentally down-regulated 9. NCBI's taxonomy places the organism in Eukaryota, Metazoa, Chordata, Mammalia, Eulipotyphla, Talpidae. The transcript has 7 exons. Gene Ontology annotation, cellular component: cytoplasm; plasma membrane. Gene Ontology annotation, molecular function: protein binding. The record is from RefSeq and is a predicted model, not a curated record. Gene Ontology annotation, biological process: cell migration; cell surface receptor protein tyrosine kinase signaling pathway. The coding region runs from base 171 to 2666 and encodes 831 amino acids.